AUGUCUCGAGUUGUUGUGGAACUUGUUGAUUUAAAUGUCGUUGAAAAUUCAUCAUCAGAUCAUAUUAUUUAUUUAAUUAAUUUAUUGAAGAGAUCAUUUACAAAAAAACAACAUCAAUUUUCGUUGAAUUUUAACAUGAUUGGUCAAUUUGAUCAACUUUCUCCACAAGAUCCUGUCUUUGAUAUUGCCAUUUCCAAAAAGUAUGACACUAUACUCAUUCCACAGAAGGUUGGUAUAUCAAUUUAUAAUAGACCAAGUAGUAGGGAAACUUUCCAUCUCGAGCAAUUAUUCAAAGUAGAGAAACCCAAUACUGAGCUUCGUUGUAUGAAAUUGGUUGAUGAGCAAGGAGAGGAAUUUAUCUAUGCAACAGAUUACUCAAACGCUGUUGUUAAAUUUAGUGUUUCGGAUAUUAUGAUACGAAAAGUUUUUUCAAUUAUUUGGCAAUCUGAACCAUUUUCUAAUUUGUGGGGAUUGGAUGUUUUGAAUGGAAAAGUUUAUGCAGUUGACAAUAUGACAUCAGUUAAAAUUUUGGAUUGCAAAAGUGGUGCAACUAUUUCAGAAAAUGCUCCAAACGUAGCAGAAGGAUACGGUAUUCAUUUCUUGUCAGAGAAACAAGCAGUUAUAAGCAACUCAAAGAAAGUGGAAAUAUUCGAAAGGGACAAAUUUGGUAAUUGGAAUUCCAUCAAACAAACUCAAUUUCCAAUGGAAGCUGCCUAUGCAAUUUUCUGUGAAGAAUCAUCCGGAUUAAUCUAUGUUUGUGAGGAUUCUCAAUUACAUGGAUUGAAUAUUCAUGUGGUAAGACAGAAUGAUUUGACAUUGGUGAAAUCAUUUCCAAUUCCUUCCUUGCAUUUUGGUGUUAUGGUGGACGAUAAAAGUGGAUUGCUAUAUGUGUGCCAUUAUGAAAGUUCGAAAAUGAAGGUUAAUGUUUAUGAAUAA
Molecule: messenger RNA, 936 nt
Organism: Naegleria gruberi
Lineage: Eukaryota; Heterolobosea; Eutetramitea; Acrasida; Naegleriidae
Exons: 1
Coding region: 1-936 (311 amino acids)
Source: RefSeq, a predicted model, not a curated record